Molecule: messenger RNA, 573 nt
Organism: Lactuca virosa
Lineage: Eukaryota; Viridiplantae; Streptophyta; Magnoliopsida; Asterales; Asteraceae
Source: the annotation of a GenBank genome assembly
AUGAAGGACACAGCUGCACAAUGCAUGGUGGUUGCCACUCUUAUAGCAACCAUAGUAUUUGCCGCUGGUUUUACACUUCCUGGUGGUUAUGACCAAAACAAUGGACUUCCUAUGUUCGGUCCCAGAUCAGCACUGGUUGUUUUUGUGAUCGCAGAUGCCAUUUCAUUGAUAUUCUCUUCAACCUCGGUCCUUAUUUUCCUAUCUAUCCUCACAUCUCGUUAUGCUGAACGUGAUUUCCUAGAAUCAUUACCAAAAAAGCUGAUGUUUGGUCUUGGAACACUCUUCCUUUCUAUUGUGACCAUGAUGAUUGCAUUUGGUUCGAGCUUCUUCUUACUAUACCAUAAAAACCAGAAAUGGAUACCAUAUAUGGUCGCUGGUUUUGCUGCUAUACCAGUCAUUCUAUUUGCCUUCCUGCAAUCUCGUCUUUUAUUGGAUGUCUUCUACUCAUCAUAUCGAUCCAGAUAUCUCUUUAAGCCCAAAGAAACACACGCUUUACGAUUAGAGAAUCAUUGUAAUUUUUUUCCAAGAUGUAAUUCAAAAUUUUUAUUGAUGGUUGAUAAUGCACAUACUUAA